CGUACAGUAUACCUACGCUACGUGAGAACAGUGGCGAGAGUGAGGAGUAAAUGUAUUGUCCAGCCAUGACUCUCAUCAUCUGACGGAGCCUUCCAUAGUUCCAUGUGCCGAAAACGCAGUCUUUUUCCGGCGAAAACAAUACUGUUAAUUGCGCCGGUCGCCGGACAGAGACAGGUGCCAUGCAGGGCAUCGCCGUCAGGCGCUGUAUCGGAGACGGAGCCGCCCCUUCCUUCUCCUUCCCCGGCCGGGAGGCCAACACCAUAUAAACACGUCAAGGUAUUCAGCCCCGAGCGGAGAAGCACACAACAGCGCAUAGCAGCUCCGCUUCGCAAGCAAGAACAUCUCGACCGAUCGACGACUCUAAUCGGAUGCCGAUUCGAUCUUCAGCUCUCGGGCUAUCUACCUAGCUAGCAUCUCCUCUGAUAGUCUGAUGAGCGCACCUCGCAAGCAAGAACACCUCUAUCAAUCGAUACGUGUGUGGGGCUGGGCAUGGAGGUGGAGGCGGUCGGCUGCGAGUGCUGCGGCCUGGAGGAGGAGUGCACGGGCGAGUACAUCGGCGGCGUUCGGGCCUACUUCGGGGGGAGGUGGCUGUGCGGCCUGUGCUCGGAGGCCGUCAAGUACGAGGCCGGCAAGUGCGCGCGGGGCGCCGCGGCGCCCGACGUGGAGGACGCCGUGCGCGCGCACAUGGGCAUCUGCCGGACGCUCAAGGGCCGCGGCGGGCCCGCGGGGCGCGUCGCCGAGGGCAUGCGCCAGAUGCUGCGCACCGCGUCCUGGAAGAAGCAGGCCGCGUCGUCGUCCGCCGGCGCCGCGUCGCCGAGGGCCCCGCCGCCGCCGGGCCACGGCCACCACCGCGCCUCGCCGGUGUCCGUCGUCGGGCUCUGAAUUGAUACGGUGGUGAUCGCUGCAUGCGCUCGGGCUCUCUUUGGCUGAGGUUUGCGCCUGGGCUUCGCGUUCCUUUCGUCUCCUAGUCCUCGAUCGACAGCUUGCUACGCGCCCAAGCUCUAGCUAGGGCACUGGUAAUAUACCUGCGUUCAUGCAUGAGCAUGACGACUACGACUACGCAGCUUCUAUAUAUGUAAGUCUAGCUUAUUUUUGGUCCAAGUGUGUACAUAUAUGUAAGGAUCGGAUCGGACCAGUCAAGAAGCCUUCGAUAUGAAGGCUUAGUUUGAUCGAUCGAGAAAUCAAAAAGGCGCGUCAAUUAAUGCAUCGGAUAUAACAAACGAGCUGGUGGUUUUCUUGGUUUCGUAUA
Molecule: messenger RNA, 1249 nt
Organism: Zea mays
Lineage: Eukaryota; Viridiplantae; Streptophyta; Magnoliopsida; Poales; Poaceae
Exons: 1
Coding region: 490-882 (130 amino acids)
Source: RefSeq, a predicted model, not a curated record